Austrofundulus limnaeus is the source of this 4824-nucleotide messenger RNA. It is a transcript of the gene npas4a, whose product is annotated as neuronal PAS domain protein 4a. The record is from RefSeq and is a predicted model, not a curated record. Gene Ontology annotation, molecular function: DNA-binding transcription factor activity, RNA polymerase II-specific; protein dimerization activity; RNA polymerase II transcription regulatory region sequence-specific DNA binding. Lineage: Eukaryota; Metazoa; Chordata; Actinopteri; Cyprinodontiformes; Rivulidae. The coding region runs from base 354 to 3140 and encodes 928 amino acids. Gene Ontology annotation, biological process: regulation of transcription by RNA polymerase II. The transcript is spliced from 8 exons.
AGAGUCCCUCAACCAGAUUUACGGGUUCCGGACUUCCCUGCGCCAGAGACGGCGACCACAGCCGCCAGUUCACCUGCGCUCCGAAAGGAGGGGACGGACAUCAUCCAGCAGGCGGCCAGCCAGACUCCCGAGGCUCCAGGGCUGGGCAGGAGAAGGUUUCAUCCAAACCUUUUUUCUGGAGGAAAAACAAAAAACAGAACCAGCUGAGAUGAGAGUCCAACAGCACACCUGAGAGCCGCUUUCUAUCUCUUCGCACACCUGGGAGACAGCGCGCGCCCAGCACCACCGCUCACCAAAAACUUGACAACCUGAAGGAAUUUCACCAGGUCCAGCCGCGCAGAGACGCAGCAGACAUGUACCGCUCGACCAAAGGCGCGUCCAAGGCUCGACGGGACCAGAUCAACGCCGAGAUCCGGAACCUGAAGGACUUGUUGCCCAUCUCCGACGCAGAUAAAGCGCGGCUGUCCUACCUGCACAUCAUGUCUCUGGCCUGCAUGUACACCAGGAAAUCCGUCUUCUUCACUCAAGAAGCGGGAACUGCUGCUAGCCUUGAGGAGAGGUUUCUGUCUUUCCACGAGCUGUCGGAGCUGAUGCAGGAGCUGCCGGGCUUCCUGAUGCUGCUUACCGGGGAAGGGAAGCUGCUCUACCUGUCGGACAGCGUCUCUGAGCACCUCGGACACUCCAUGGUGGAUCUCGUGGCACAAGGCGAUAGUGUUUAUGACAUAAUCGACGCCGCAGAUCACUUCACCACCAGGACCAACCUGUCAACCACCACUUCACUUGAGAUGGAUCGUCUCUUUCGCUGUCGCUUCAACACCUCCAAGUCCGUGCGCAGGCAGAGCGCUGGGAACAAACUGGUUCUGAUCCGAGCGCGCUGCCUCUCCGCGCCUCCGGCCACCCCCGCCGCCGCCACCGGCUCCUACUGGACCUCCAACCCGGUGUGGGUGUGCUUUUGCUCGCCCCUGGAGCCCCAGACGAGUCGCUCCGGCUCCGGGGCGGAGAGGGAGUCGACCUCCUCCGGCCCUCUCCUGACUGAGACCCACCUGUUCCUGGCCUUUUUCCACUCGCAGCACGACCGCGACCUGAGGCUGCAGGCCGCGCAGGACAGCGUGAGUGCCUAUCUGGGGUUUGAUGUGGCUGCUUUGCGCACUCGCUCCUGGUACAGCCUCCUCCACCCACAGGAUCUGUCACAUGCCUCUGCUCAGCACCGUAGCCUUUUGAGAGAAGGAGGCGAGGGCCGAGCUGAGAUGGUGGUUCGUGUGCAGGCUCAGGAUCUGACCUGGGUCUGGCUCUACAUGGUGCUCCAGCUACAGUCUGGAGACAUCCCCAUCAGAAGCAACAAUUACAUCAUCAGUGACUCUGAGGCCUGGUCGGUGCGUCAGCAGCUCAGCUCGGAGCAGACCCAGCUCACCCUGGUUCUGAGUGCUGGCUCCUCGCAGCAGGAGAGCCUGAGUCUGCAGUCUCCUGAGACCCUCUCCAGCCCGGACCAGGUGUUCACCCCCGGCAGCAGCGGCCUCUCUGCCCAGUCCUUCGAUUUCAGCACCGCCGGCUGCAGCGUCGGCUCCUCGGAUGAGCCCGGGAGCUCUGUCACCGAAGCCAUGCAGGUGGAGGGGGACCCCCGCUCCAGCAUCUCCUCUCUGGAGGAGGACAGCUUCUUUCAGCGGCACCCCGCAGAGACCCCCUCUGCCGCCUCCUCGCCCACCCCGGUCACCGUCGAAACCGUAGCAGAUCUGGACUUUUUGACGCAGAACAUCCUCCUGCCCCCCUCCUUCCAGCUUGACCCCCCUCUGCCGGCUCUCCCCCUGCCACUCCCGCCCGUGCCCACCUCACAAGCUCAGCAGACCAAGGAGUUUGUGUGCACGCCCCCUUACACCCCCCAGGUCGGUGGGACCAGCUUCCAGUUCGGCGAACCCCUCUUCAGCUUCGACCCGACUGGCACAACCACGCCUCCGCCCUCGGCGACAACUGCCACCGCCACCGCCUCCCUGGCCCCUUCAGCACCCUCAACAGCCCCGCCCACCACGGCCUCCAGCCCAGCUCCGCCCACCAACCUCUCUGCCAAGCUCCCCCUCACGCUGCCCUCCCUCUCCACGGACCUCCUGUUCUCCGUGGAGCCCUGCAGCGGCUCGCUGUACGAGAAACUGCCCCCCACGCCCGACAGCCCCGGGGACGGCGACUGCACGGUGAUGACCCUGCCUGAGGUACGGGGUCCGCUGUAUGUAGACGUACCACUGGGACCCCUUCAGUAUCCCCCCGAAGGCCUCCUGACCCCCGAGGCGUCACCUGGCAAGCAGCCCUGCCCGUCCUUCUUCUCUCUCGAGCGGGAGAAGGAGAGGGCAGAGAUCUCCCUCCUCGCUCAGCACAUCAGCUCCCUGGCCGAGGGGUUCUACCUGGACCCACUCCUGUCCAAGCUCUCCCCCUCCUCCUCCCCGCCCUCCCCCUUCCUGUCCCCAGCUGCAGAACCUGUCGAUCCAGUCCACAUGCUGAGGGAGUUCUAUCCCAUCAAGACGUGGAGAGGCCUGGACUUCCCCAUCUUCCUAGACGACGAAGAUUCUCUGUUUGAAGAGAGCGUACUAGAGACACUUCUGCAAGACGACUUUGCUCCCCCCCAGACCCCCGGCCUCUCCUCCUCCUCCCCGUCGGCCUCCCCCGCACCCGACGCCUCCAGCCCGACCCCUCUCCAAACCCCAGCGUGCUGGCACCAACCCUCCCAGUUUGAGGGAGUGGGCCACAUCUGUAGCGUCCAAUCGGCGCACUGUAACUCCAUGGCGGGGCGCGGGGCGACUGUGGCAGCCGAGGCCGGGGUGGCGGCGGAAGGGGAGGGGCCAGCGGAGGAAGCAAUGGAGAUCGAGAUGGCGUCCCCUCCCGUGUCCUCCUGUUCCUCCAUUCCGGCGUCCCCUCCCCUCAUCCUCACUGCCUCGCUGAGCCCCGCCGCCUCCACGCCCGUCGCCUCGCCCACGCCCGCCGUGUCUUGCACUCAGUCCCUCCUGGAGGAACUGGCCGUCCUGGAACCCAUGUUUGGGGCAGGUGCCUCGAUCGCCCCUGGCUUAGGGCAACAACCUGAGUUGUAUCAACUCCAAUGUCAUCCAUCGCCACAGUGCUUCCAUAAAGAUGGGAGUGGAAGUGUUCCUCCGUUCUAAAAUAAGUCUGUGACUUACUUCAUUAAGUAUGGCAUAUUGUCAUAUUUUGUGGAGACCCUUUUACUGAAAAGUAAAAAAUAAUUAAGUGUAUAAAUAUACAUAAUGUAUAUACAACUUAAGGACUUCAACUCCUACAUGUCUGCUGAGAACAAAGAUUGGCUUUAUAUUUUUGUUCAGUCAUUUAUCUGUGUGAAAACUGCAAAAAUGGUGCAACAAUCUCCACGAUGGUGCAGCUGCACGGACCCACAACCUCCUGGGUUCUGAGUCUGUGUGGCGUCCUGUUAACUUUACAUGAUGUGAUCAGACGGAUGAUCAAACCUCCAUAUACGUAUGUGUAUUCACUCGUAGUGAAAUAUCUGUUGUGAACAAAAAAAAGGACAUUUCUUGCUAUUUCAGUAGUGAGAUGAUGAAUUUAGCACUUUUUUGCCUGACAUGCAGCAACGCAAACCCAAACCUCAAAUGUAUUAAAGUCAAAAGCUUACAACUGUUUACAAUCUUAAUGCGAACACAAUCAGUAAAUCAACACAAUUUCUCCAGUGAAAUCAAUCUACUUUGGUUUGAAAGCCUUACAGAGUUACAAAAAAAGGCAAACAAAACCUACAAACAGUAUUCAGACGAACCUGAGAUACUUUGAGCUUUGAGUUUGCGACUUGAAAACCUUUAAGAGUUCAUAUCUCCAUCAAAAAUCUUGUGUAUCAAUGUGAUGUGCCAACAACAAAAACUGCAAAAAAAAAAAGGAAAUAAAAAAGAAAAAAACAUGUGAAGGGAAUCCUGGCAUCUGCAGAAGAUGAAACCCCCUGUUUGCCAGGAACUCUCUGCUACUCUGUACUGUACAUUAAGACUCUGAAUGUGGACUCAGCGGGUCCUUCUUGUCCUCCUGCCCCCUCCUCUUCUUUGUUUCCCCUUUGUGACCAGAGGGCUGGAUAUUCUUGCAGCAUCAAUAUUUGCAAUGCUGGCAGCUUAUAGCGGCUCCUGUGCCUGAAACGAGCCCCUCCUCCCCCCUCCCCACUCCUGUGACCCGCUGACCUCUGAACUCUCUACUUCAUGUCCAUUUCGGACAUUCACAUCGAGGCUCCUCUGGAGUUGCGGUGUAGUGAGGCACAACUGACUUAUAUAAGCAGAGUGAGUGAUUCUUCUUUUUUGAGAGGGGUUAGAAUACACAAAGGUUUUGUUUUAAAAAAUGAAAAUGGGGACGGGGUGCUAUUUCUAUUUUAAAAAGAGAUAAAGAAAACAAAAUCAUAAAAAAUAAAAAACGACACGGGUUGAGAAUGGUACAAUUCCCAUGGUGUCGACAUGCUCGUAGAGUUGUCUACGGUCAAGUAAAGGAUUGAUUCCUACGUUCUAGCUAUUAAAGGCUAAGUUAUAAUAUACAUGUGUAAAAUAUAUAUAUAUAUAAUUAUUUGUGUGACAUACAAAAAAGCAAAGAUGUUUAUUCAUAUGCAUUAUGUCCCAGGAUGUAGGCAUAUUCUCUUUUCUGAAAGGUUGUACACAUUUGUACAUUUGUAUGAAACAGUUCUAUGGUCUGUACAUAGAAGAGAGAGAUUUUUAUCAUAAGAGAUGGAAAAUUAAUCUAAAAAAACUUAUCUUAUCUCCUUUGCAGAAUGGACAUUGUGAACCAGUGUUCUAUUGUGAUGCUUAUAAGUGUAUUUGGUUGUCAUACAAAUGCAUUUAUAAUAAAGUGCAC